Molecule: messenger RNA, 3174 nt
Organism: Otolemur garnettii (small-eared galago)
Lineage: Eukaryota; Metazoa; Chordata; Mammalia; Primates; Galagidae
Gene: C6
Product: complement C6
Exons: 18
Coding region: 430-3159 (909 amino acids)
Biological process (GO): immune response
Cellular component (GO): membrane attack complex
Molecular function (GO): protein binding
Source: RefSeq, a predicted model, not a curated record
CUUUCAUGAAAACACAUAACAGCCAAUAGCCAUCUUUUUAUCUUUCUCGAAAAAUAAGAAAUUACUACUUUGUUUAAAUCUCAAAAGAAGCAGCGGUUCAUGUUUAUCAAAUGUCUGUCCCUUCCAGAGGACAUUUGAGAUCAAGUUUCUCUAUAAGUUAAACUGCAACUAAAAGUAAAACAAACGUACUCUUUAGCCAAGGUCAGUCAUCGCCUGGACAUCAGUCUACCUUGGCAAUGGUAAAUAUCAUUUCUUGAGCCUCUGCACAAGUACAAAAGGGAAAAAAGUCAUAAAUAAGAGAUUCAAGGAACUUAUAAGGAGAUGGAAAGAAAGAAUCUACUGUUGAAGGUGAACUAGAGCACCCUGUCAGUGUCCUGUGGUUCUGUGUUGCCAAAGAAAAUCAAGAAAGGGCCUGGAGGCUCUCAAGGCAUGACAGGACAUUCCAUCUUGUAUUUCAUCCUGCUGAGUGCUCUGAUUGACAAGGGCCACACCUGCUUCUGUGAUCGAUACUCAUGGACUCAGUGGUCCAGCUGCUCCAAAACCUGCAAUUCUGGAACCCAGAGCAGACACAGACAAAUAGUCGUAGAUCAGUACUACCAGGAUAACUUUUGUGACCAGAUUUGCACCAAGCAGGAGACCAGAGAAUGUAACUGGCAAACGUGUCCUAUCAACUGCCUCCUAGGAGACUAUGGACCAUGGUCAGACUGUGACCCUUGCCUUGCGAAACAGUCUAGGGUUAGAUCUGUCUUACGCCCCAGGCAGUUUGGAGGACAGCCAUGUACUGAGCCCCUGGUGACCUUUCAACCAUGCAUCCCAUCUAAGCUCUGCAAAAUUGAAGAGGUUGACUGCAAGAAUAAAUUCCGCUGUGACAGUGGCCGAUGCAUUGCCAGAAAGUUAGAAUGCAAUGGGGAAAAUGACUGUGGAGACAAUUCAGAUGAAAGGGGUUGUGGAAGGCCAAAGGCAGUGUGUCCGCGGCAGUAUAAUCCCAUCCCUAGUGUACAGCUGAUGGGCGCUGGGUUUCAUUUUCUGGCGAGAGAGCCCAGAGGAGAAGUCCUUGAUAACUCUUUCACUGGGGGAAUAUGCAAAACUGUCAAAAGCAGUAGAGCAAGUAAUCCAUACCGUGUUCCAGCGAAUCUGGAAAAUGUCAACUUUGAGGUGCAGACUGAAGAAGAUGAUUUGGAAACAGAUUUCUACAGGGAUUUAACUUCUUUUAAACAGAAUGAAGAUCAAGGAGCCUCAUCUUUGCGUGAAGAUGAGAACUCUUUUCAUGUACCAAUUCUUUUUUCCUCAAAGAAAAGUCAAAAAUCAGAUCAUAAUUCUGCUUUCAAAGAAGCCAUUCAAGCCUCCCACAAAAAGGAUUCUAAUUUUAUUAGGAUCCAUAAAGUGAUAAAAGUCUUAAACUUCACAAUGAAAUCUAAUGAUCUGCGGCUUUCUGAUGUUUUUUUGAAAGCACUGAACCAUCUGCCUCUAGAAUACAACUAUGCUUUGUAUAGUCGAAUAUUCGAUGACUUCGGGACUCACUACUUCACCUCUGGCUCUCUGGGGGGCACAUAUGACCUCCUCUAUCAGUUUAGCAGGGAGGAACUACAGAACUCAGGUUUAACAGAGGAAGAAAGCAAAACCUGUGUCCGGAUCGAAACAAAGAAACGUUUUCUUUUUUUUACGAAAACAAAAGUGAAACACCGGUGCACUACUAACAAGCUGUCAGAAAAACAUGAAGGUUCAUUUUUACAGGGAGCAGAGAAGGCCAUCUCCCUGGUUCAAGGUGGAAGGAGUGAAUAUGCAGCAGCUUUGGCAUGGGAGAAAGGGAGCUCUGGUCCAGAGGAGAAGGUAUUUUCUGAGUGGUUAGAAUCAGUGAAGGAAAAUCCUGCUGUGAUUGACUUUGAGCUUGCUCCCAUUGUGGAUUUGGUAAGAAACAUCCCCUGUGCAGUGACAAAGCGGAGCAACCUUAGGAAAGCUUUUCGGGAAUAUGCAGCCAAGUUUGACCCUUGCCAGUGUGCUCCGUGCCCUAAUAAUGGCCGUCCCGCACUCUCAGGGACCGAAUGUCUCUGUGUGUGCCAAAGUGGCACCUACGGAGAGAACUGUGAGAGAAGGUCUCCGGAUUAUAAAUCUGAUGCAGUAGAUGGAAACUGGGGGUGCUGGUCUUCCUGGAGCACCUGUGACACCACUUACAAGAGAUGGAGGACCCGAGAAUGCAAUAACCCUGCCCCCCAGCGAGGAGGGAAACCCUGUGCUGGGGAGAAGAGGCAAGAAGAGGAUUGUACAUUUUCCAUCAUGGAGAGCAAUGGACAACCGUGUGUCAGUGAUGAUGAAGAAGUGAAAGAGGUAGAUCUUCCUGAGAUAGAAGCAGAUUCAGGGUGUCUUCCACCAGUUCCUCCAGAAAAUGGGUUUCUCUGGAAUGAAAAGAAACUAUACACGGUUGGGGAAGAAGUUGAAAUUUCAUGCCUGACAGGGUUCAAAGCUGUUGGAUACCAGUACUUCAGAUGCUUACCGGACAGUACCUGGAGGCGAGGGGAUGUGGAAUGCCAACGGACAGAAUGCCUCGUGCCAGCUGUGCCAGAAGUCCUGACGCUCACACCAUUUCAGAGAUUAUAUAAAAUUGGUGAAUCUAUUCAGCUAACCUGUCCCAAAGGCUUUGCUGUUGCUGGGCCAUCCAGGUACACAUGCAGCGGGACUUCCUGGACACCGCCCAUUUCAAGCUCACUCACUUGUGAAAAAGAUAUUCUGACAAAAUUAAAGGGCCAUUGUGAGCCAGGACAAAAACAAUCAGGAUCUGAAUGCAUUUGUAUGUCUCCAGAGGAAGACUGUAGCUAUAACUCAGAAGAUCUCUGUGUGUUCGAUAUAGACACCAACCAUUACUUCACUUCAUCUGCUUGUAAGUUUCUGGCUGAGAAAUGUUUAAAUAAUCAGAAACUCCAUUUUCUACAUAUUGGUUCCUGCCAAGAAGGUCCACCAUUAGACUGGGGUCUUGAAAGGACAGAACUUUCAUCUAAUAGCACAAAGAAAGAAUCCUGUGGCUACGACACCUGCUAUGACUGGGAGAAGUGUUCAGGUAAGCUCCCGGGUGGCUGCAUGCUGGAACUGCUCUUGCAUUUAUUCAUCAUUUUUUUCUUAAAAAUAAACUUUUCCCAAAUCAAAAGUACUUCCUUUUCAUUGUAAAAAGUUGUACAAGAU